Schistosoma mattheei is the source of this 459-nucleotide messenger RNA. Lineage: Eukaryota; Metazoa; Platyhelminthes; Trematoda; Strigeidida; Schistosomatidae. The record is from the annotation of a GenBank genome assembly.
AUGGCGACAAUGGCUGAAUUUAUACAGCAAUCUGAAAUAAAUGAUGGAAUACGUUUUUCCUGGAAUGCUUGGCCUGCUUCUCGACUUGAAUCUGCUCAAUGUGUUGUGCCUAUUGGAUGUUUGUAUACUCUGUUCAAAGAACGUUAUGAUUUCCCACCAAUUAAUUAUGAUCCAGUGUUCUGCAGUCGAUGUCGUGGUAUUCUUAACCCUUAUUGCCCGUUUGAUAUUAGAACUCGUACAUGGACAUGUUGUUUGUGCAAUACACGAAAUAGUUUUCCACCUCAAUAUGCAGGAAUGACUGAACAAAAAUUACCUGCAGAAUUGAUGGCUCAGUUUACCACACUUGAAUAUACCAUCCCAAAAGUUCAACUUGUUCCACCCAUUUUAUGUUUGUUAUUGACACAUGUAUUGAAGAACCAGAAUUUACUCAUCUUAAAGAGUCUAUUCAAUUAUCAUUGA